Helobdella robusta is the source of this 492-nucleotide messenger RNA. RefSeq lists its product as hypothetical. NCBI's taxonomy places the organism in Eukaryota, Metazoa, Annelida, Clitellata, Rhynchobdellida, Glossiphoniidae. The coding region runs from base 1 to 492 and encodes 163 amino acids. The transcript has 2 exons. The record is from RefSeq and is a predicted model, not a curated record.
AUGAGAUUAGGAUCCACCCUCAAAGCCGCAGCGAUCACCAAAUACAUCAAUAAACUCAUCAUCAACUUCAAUUCAAAAACAUUCACUAAUAGUAAGCGUGGAAGCAAAGCCAUGUGGGAACAAGUUAACAAGAUUAGAGGCUCUGAGAAAUCACCCAACACAUCAACCGUGCAGCAUAUUGAUGCCAACACACUCAACGCCCACUUUACUUCCAUGUCAACCGACCAGUCCUACAAAAUUCCAUCAACAAAAGCUACUGCAAUCAAUAAUCAUCAACACCAACAAUUUACACCAUAUUCCGUCCUCCACAUGCUAACGAAGGCUUGCCCAUCCGGUACAGGCUUUCAAACAUUUCACGCACUCAAAACACUCCGUUCACAUGGUCUCAGAGGCGUCAAAUUAUUCGACAUCGCCGAAUCACUCAUCAUCUCACGCAUCAAAUAUGCAGCUCCCUCCUGGUCUGGUUUUGCCACGCAACAACAAUUUCAGUAG